AUGUCGUCAACAUUCAUGCGCCAAAAGUUGCAAAAUUAUGCUGAGUCUGCAACUUUUCACGGACUUUGUCACGUGUAUAAUGGACAAAUGACAGAGAAAAUAUUCUGGUUGUCAAUCGUCUUAGGAUUAUCAGGAGUGGUUGGCUCGCUUACUUUUCAACUAGUGGAGAAAUACUUCAGCAGAAAAGUUUACCUCGAGUCGCGACAUGUUUACAGUAAAGAGCUGAUAUUUCCUACUAUUACAAUAUGCAACGGUAAUAAAAUGCUGCCUUGGUAUAUACCAGGCCAGCCACAGUUUGAAAAUCUUACCCAAAAUGUUUUCUCAACUGGGUUUUAUGAGUUCUCUACUGCAUACGAGCCAUUCUGUAUUUUUGCUGGAAAAUAUUGUGAUAUAUCAGAGUUUAAUACUGUAGAAAAACAUGUGCCUUGCCUGUCGUUUAACGAAAAUGGCAACUACACUCAAACUUCACCUGGUACGCAUAGUGGCUUGUCCUUUCUAAUCUAUAUUAACAACACAGAGUUCAAAAACAAAGCAGAUUUUGGACGAUUAGAAAUGGUGUUGAGCUAUCCGGGAGAUUUUUGGGCAUUACACUAUGACGAGUUCAUUCUCUCAACUAAUUCUGAAUAUAACAUUGAAUUGCGACAGAAAACAAGAUAUAAUCUUCCGGCUCCUUUUCCGUCGAAUUGUCACGAAGAAGCAGAGAACGAACAUUAUAUCAAGCUCGAUGGUAGGUACACUCACAGCAAAUGUUUAACUUCAAAUGCUUUGAUUUCCCAGUAUUUAAGCUGUGGAGAUGUCUUUAUUCCACUCUUCAGGCCCAGCGUAACACCGUUUCUUAAAAGUAUAACCAAACAUAACAAGAGCAUGGAGAACACAAAAGGCUGUAUUAAACACUCCUUUCAGAAUUUAACGGAAAAUAAAUGUCACUUGCCGUGCAAAGAUGUUCGAUACGAAAAGUCUAUUUAUCCUAUUAAUUGGAAAGUGUCUGAAGACAUUUUGACUUCUUUGAAAAGAGGUUCCAAAGAGAACAUGACAAAGGAAUCUAUUGCUAAAUCGUUUGUGCGCAUUAACAUUUACUUUCCAAGGCUUGAGUACGAAGUUGUCUCAGAGCAACCAGCUUAUUCUCUUAAAGAGCUUGCGUCAGACUUCGGUGGCUUAAUGGGUAUAACCUUGGGAGCGUCUAUGAUAUCUAUGCUUGAUGAAUUUCGCGCGACCAGGUUUAAGGCACUGGUAAUUUUUGCGCUCUUUUUAAGGUUCUAUUUCUUGAGAUCAGAAAUUUACUCAAACCAGCCCAGAGAGGAGAUUAUUAUGAACAGAGUUUCGAAGCUUUGUUUUGGUGUCAACAGUUCGUUAAUUUGCGCCUAA
Messenger RNA from Hydractinia symbiolongicarpus, 1365 nucleotides. Its product is annotated as degenerin deg-1-like. The transcript has 4 exons. Gene Ontology annotation, cellular component: membrane. Lineage: Eukaryota; Metazoa; Cnidaria; Hydrozoa; Anthoathecata; Hydractiniidae. The record is from RefSeq and is a predicted model, not a curated record. The coding region runs from base 1 to 1365 and encodes 454 amino acids. Gene Ontology annotation, biological process: sodium ion transmembrane transport. Gene Ontology annotation, molecular function: ligand-gated sodium channel activity.